CACACACUCUCUCUCACACACACACACACACACACACACACACUCUCUCUCUCUCUCUCUCCCUCCCAUACACGCGCGCGCACACCCACUCUGUGUGCAGUAGAGACACUCAGCGCGCGCAGACCAGACGAGGCGAUUUAGACUUUAUCCGGAUUAUAACCUUCAUCAUCAUCAUCAUCAUUAAUUACCUCUCUGAUUACAAACAACAACAACAACUCCACACGCGGUCAAUCUUCACGGGACGGGAUGGAAAAUGAGCGCGAGCUCUCUAGACCUGAAGGUGUAGCCUAUUGAAGGCAAAACUGUGAAAACUGCGAUGCCCGAAGAUACUCUGAAAGAAACCAUGACAGUCCCCGAGUGCCCUUCUCUCACCGUUAAAGCCAACAACAACAACAACAAAAAUGAUCUGCCGCCUUUGGUGUCCAUCCCUUUGGUGAACGACGGCCCUCUGACGGCAGCAACAGGUGGCACGGAGCUCUCAUGCUUCCGCUGUACGCUCCCCUUUGGUGUGGUGGUGCUGAUCGCUGGCAUCGUGGUCACAGCCGUCGCUUAUAGUCUUAACUCUCACGGCUCCACCAUCUCCCACUUUGGCCUGGCAUUGCUGUCAGCCGGCGUCGUUCUGCUCGGACUCAGCGGCGCCUGCUGGAAGCUCCGCAGUGAGAAAAAGAAGGAGGAGCGGAGACGGGAGAGCCAGGCCGCACUAGUCACCAACCACAGGGUCGUCUAAUGACUGAUGGAUCUUUAGGACAUCUUGGGAUUUUCAGAAAUGUGACUGUUGGGCAGGAAAAAACAUCUCUAGAAAAAACACAGAAACAUCUUCAUUCACCUCUUUGGACUUCUUGCUUCACUUGCAAGAUCUUCCCAAAAAAAAUACAAACUCUUCGGAUGUUGGAUUUUCACUCAUCGUCUUUGCUUCAUGUCUUCAGAUUAUUCCAGGUGGCAGGAACAUGUGCCUGGUGCUCUGGAUAAGUCCAAUCUCAAAAAAGAUCAGAUUUAUCCAGAGUACCAAGAACAUUUGUCCCUGAUGUCUACAGACCCAAAGAGUCAGGAAAAGACUCAAAAACAACAGGAGCAUCUUUACAUUCUUGAGAAAUUCAGUCUUCUUGCUGAAUAUCCAACGUCCUUCCACUUGCAACUGCAUCCCAGUGAAACUCAGAAAACCACAGGGCUCUUUGGACAGUUUGGAUUUCAAAUCGUCAGACUUUUUGCAAGCAGUCUUCUCUUCGUGUCUUCUAUUCCAAGUGUCAGGAAUGUGUUCCAUUAAAAGGCUCAGACUUAUCCAGAACUAUCUUCUCUUCAUGAUUUUAGAUUUCUCACAGUGUCUAGAAUAUCUUCUUCCAAUGAUUACAGACCCAAUGCAUCAGCAUCAGGAACACGACUCUUGAAAACCACAAGAACAUCUUCUGACCGACGUCUGAGGAUUCAACUGUUCCAGACUCUCCAGACUUGUACCGUAGCUUCUUGCCAGCUCCAACUGCUUCACAAAGAAACUCAGAAAAAACACAGAACACUUGGGAAAAACUUUUUGGAUUUGAACUCCUCAACUAGUGGAUUUUUCACUGUGGUCUUUGCUUCAUGUCUUCAGACAAUUCAGAGUGUUAAUGUGGUCAGAUUCUCUGGAGUAACAGGAGCAUGUUCUUUUGAUGACUUCAGGCCAGAGAGUCAGGAAAAGACUCAGAAAUCACAGGAGCAUUUUCUUAUGAUUUAAGCUCUUCAGGUUCUCCAGACAUCAGACUUCUUGUUGAUUUCCAAAUCCAAAUUCUCAAAAACCCACCAGACAGUUGGAACUCGGUCUCCUCAGACUUAAAUAUUUUGGAUUUGGACUCUAAGGACUUAUGAUCUUGAUUGACGUGUCAGGAAUGCAUUGACUUAACAGGGUCAGACUCUCAGGAGUACCAGGAACAUCUUUCCCUGCCUACUGAAGACUCUCCUGUGUUUAGAAUCCACUUUCUGUCUUGACGCAAUGACUAAAUGUUCAAAGGAUCAGGAGAGUCUUCUCAUAAUGAUGUUAUUGGAUGCUUUUGAUGUUUUUGCUGAUUCAGUUGACACAAAAAAAGACUAAAAUUAUCAAAAUCUCUGAGCCUGAGUUCAUUGGGCUUUUUGGAAUCUCAGCUAUAAACUUGAGACUCUUCAGACAUGUUCUUGUUGAUCUAAAGAGAGAAGCCUGAGCCCAAAAGUUCUGUAUUUCUUUUAUAAGUCAUGUACCAUCCUUUCCUGGAUUUUUUUUACGCCAAGAGUGAACAAGUUAGGAGCAACAAUGCCACAGGGAAACUAUGAAACCUUGAAAGGAACCAAGACUUCAAAUGUGGACACACAUCAUCCUCUGGACAACACUGGAGCCCAUCAGACUCUUCAGACUUGAUCUUUUGUUAUUUGGACAUUUUGCUAACGGGUCAACUCUGAAUAAACGUUAUGUUCUUUUUCAUUAAAAUUAUGAUCCUGUAGCUUGCUCAACAAUCUGUAACAAGAUACAAGAAUGUUACUCGUGAUGCUCGGAAAGAAACGUCUCAUUUCACACAGAAACGUCCAGACAAGGAGAACAAAGAACAGCAGGGAAGGGUUUGGAUCCAGAACCCAAGGCGCUGGUCCAUGUAGGGUGGUGUGUGUGAAAGAGAGAGAGAGAGGUUACAGAGGUGAGGAAGGCAUUUCUGGAUAUGCACAGCUGUUUCCAGAUGUUCAGGAGUUGCAGGGCGUUGACCUCAAGGUCCCUCAUCACAAGCCUCUCUUAAAGUGACUAACUCCGGUUCCUUUGUGUUUUGAAGUGGACCUGCAGGAUUUUUCGGGAGUUUUAUUCCCCCCCUUCGUUUUGCAGAUUGUUUGCAUCUGUUUAGCGGGGCAGCAAGCCAAACUGUGAACGUCAGGAUUAAGACAAAUAGCUGCGCUACAAUCCCAAAGAGAGGAAGAAACACAUUAAUUCACCGCUUCUUCAUCCUCUCUUUCUUUUUUUUCUGCUUUCUUUCUCUAGUACUUUUUUUCUCUCCUUCAGACUGGACGCCUCUGGCACUUUUUUCUUCCUCAGUAAAAUGUAUGGUACUUACAGUAUAAACACUAUCAUAUGAUGGUAUGUAAACUUCAGUCUGAGUGACUGAAGGACUUCCUUUGCUACAUUUAUUAUAAAGACUGUAUAACCAUGUGACUUGGGGCACAAAACUAGCGCCCUUCAGAGCCGUAGUGACACGUAGGGCAUGACGAUAACUUAUGAGAAUGAAUAUAACUCUGUAUAACUCAUGCUAUAUGAUCUCAGUAUUGGAUGUGUAACUGUUGUAUUGCACUUUGCUCUGUGGAUAUAAACAGUGUUUGGUUGAUGGACGUGGGGUUCUGCUGAACCUCCAAACGGUGUUUGUCUUCUGAACAAUAAAAAAAAAAGAA
Neoarius graeffei (lesser salmon catfish) is the source of this 3369-nucleotide messenger RNA. It is a transcript of the gene tmem100a, whose product is annotated as transmembrane protein 100a. The record is from RefSeq and is a predicted model, not a curated record. Bases 317 to 727 code for a protein of 136 amino acids. Gene Ontology annotation, biological process: cellular response to BMP stimulus. The transcript is spliced from 2 exons. Lineage: Eukaryota; Metazoa; Chordata; Actinopteri; Siluriformes; Ariidae.